ACAGCUGCUCGACCCCUACACGAAGCUCGCCAUCUUAAGCAGACUAGCGUAGGCUGUUUAUUGGUCAGGCCUCGGCUCGGAGAUGACGUCACCAAGUCUGCGCUGCUGAGUUUUGCUUUGAUCGUGAUUUCAAAUCAAAGAUGAGUGGGCGUGGCCACAGCUGGUCUGAUCCAGAUCUGCGUGUUGAUUUGGCACAAGUUUUACACCGCCUCUCUGAUGCAACUCCAUAUGACGUGGACAACUGUUGAGUUCAUCACAAUGUGGACAAAUUCUACAACUAGAUCAGAAAAAGUCCAACAUUCAGUCUGGAGCUGUGUGAAGUAAAAGUCUGCAGGCUGAUUUCCACAGUCAGAGUUCAGCAGCCAAAUCACUGACAGACAGCACGAAACAUUUCCUGGACCGCAAGAAUCCAACCUCAGGAGACCCACCGCAGAGUUCUGAGAGGGAAAACAAAAACCAUGAAGAGGAGGAGGGAGUGUCCCUCAGAGUCUGAAGGACAUGAAGACACCAAGAAGGUGAUGAAGGGUUGUGGUGAGGACACAGAGGAGGGGCCCUCGAUCCAGACCAGAGCUCAGAGGUCACAGUGGGGUCGAGCACGUGGGCCUGAACCCAGCUAUGUGUCCAUGAAGAGUGACAGUUCAAAGGACAUUUGGACUGAUUUUAAACGGAGCGUUCAUCAGAGUCCAGACCCGUCUGGACCUGGACCCAGCUGUGUGUCCCUGAACAGUGACUGGUCCAUGGAGAGACUCCCUCUUUUUAAAGGACAGCAUCCCUCUGCUGGACAGACAGUGAAGCAGCAGAGCUCAGAGGUUCUCAGGGUUCCAUCUGCUCAGCAGCAUCAAAGACGCCUGAACCACAUGUUUACGAACAUCGAGGAGAACAUGUGGAUAUUUAUGAAAAAUGAGCUGAAGAUGAUCCAGAAGGUUCUCCUGACAAAUGAUGCAGAAUACUUGGAGAGUCAGAGUGAGGAUGAGGAGCAGAGGAGCAUCCGACUGGUUUUCCUGGACCUCACAGUGGCCUUCAUGAGGAGCAUGAAUUACGAGGAGUUGGCUGACUGUCUGCAGAGCAGAACUCGUGCUGAAGUUUGUCGUCGUAAAGUCAAAUCUAAGGUGAAGCAGAAGUUUGAGCGUGUGUUUGAGGGGAUCUCUAAAGCAGGAAAGAUGACUCUUCUGAAAGAGAUCUACACAGAGCUCUACAUCACAGAGGGCGGGGCUUCAGAGGUCAACCAGGAACAUGAGGUCAGACAGAUUGAAGCAGCAUCCAGGAAAACAGACACACCACAAAGAACCAUCACAUGUGAAGACAUCUUUAAAGCCUCAGCUGACACACAGCCACCAAUCAGAACAGUGCUGACAAAGGGUGUGGCCGGCAUCGGGAAAACGGUCUUAACACAGAAGUGGACUCUGGACUGGGCUGAAGGACGAACCAAUCAGGACUUCCACUUCAUAUUUCCAUUCACUUUCAGAGAGCUGAAUGUGCUGAAAGAGAAGAAGUUCAGCUUGGUGGAAUUUGUUCAUUACUUCUUUCCUGAAACCAAAGAAGCAGGAAUCUGCAGCUUCCAGCACUUCCAGGUCUUGAUCAUCUUGGACGGUCUGGAUGAGUGUCGCCUCCCUCUGGACUUCCACAGCAAUGACAUCCUGACUGAUGUCACAGAGUCAAGCUCAGUGGAUGUUCUGCUGACGAACCUCAUCAGGAGGAACCUGUUUCCCUCUGCUCGCCUCUGGAUCACCACACGACCUGCAGCAGCCAAUCAGAUCCCUCCUGAGUGUGUGGACAUGGUGACAGAGGUCAGAGGCUUCACUGACCCUCAGAAGGAGGAGUACUUCAGGAAGAGAUUCAGAGAUGAGGAGCAGUUCAGAAGAAUCAUCUCCCACUUGAAGACAUCACGGAGCCUCCACAUCAUGUGUCACAUCCCAGUCUUCUGUUGGAUCACUGCUACAGUUCUGGAGGACGUGUUGGACACCAGAGACAAACCAGAGCUGCCAGAGACCCUGACUGAGAUGUACAUCUACUUCCUGGUGGUUCAGUCCAGAGUGAAGAAGGUCAAGUAUGAUGAAGGAGCUGAGACAGAUCCACUGUGGAAUCCAGAGAACAGGGAGAUGAUUGGGUCUCUGGGAAAACUGGCUUUUGAGCAGCUGCAGAAAGGGAACCUGAUCUUUUAUGAAGAGGACCUGAUAGAGUGUGGCAUCGAUAUCAGAGCAGCCUCAGUGUACUCAGGAGUCUUCACACAGAUCUUUAAAGAAGAGAGAGGACUAUACCAGGACAAGGUCUUCUGCUUCGUCCAUCUGAGUGUUCAGGAGUUUCUGGCUGCUCUUUUUGUCCAUCUAACCUUCAUCCAGUCUGGAGUCAAUCUGCUGUACAACGAUCAAACAUCAUCCAGAAGGUCUGAGACGUCUGAAGAUAAACUUGAACUAACAUGUCUCCAUCAGAGUGCUGUGGACGAGGCCUUACAGAGUCCAAAUGGACACCUGGACUUGUUCCUGCGCUUCCUUCUGGGUCUUUCCCUGCAGACCAGUCAGAUGCUCCUACGAGGCCUGAUGAGACAGACAGACAGAAUCUCAGAGACCAGUCAGGAAACAGUCGAGUACAUCAAAGAGAAACUUGAUGAGAAACUGUCUGCAGAGAGAAACAUCAAUCUGAUCCACUGUCUGAAUGAACUGAAGGAUCAUUUUCUAUUGAAUUACAUCCAACAGCUCCUGAACUCUGGAAGUCUCUCUAAAUAUGGUGUGUCUGGUUCUUAUUUAUCAGCUCUGGCCUUCAUCUUACUGUCCUCAGAUCAACAUCUGGACGUGUUUGACCUGAAAAAAUAUGAACCUUCACAUGAGGCUCUUCUGCUCCUGCUGCCAGUGAUCAAAGAAUCUACAAAAGUUUUGUUAUCUGGCUGUAAUCUGUCAGAGAGAAGCUGUGAAGUUCUGUCUUCAGUUCUCAGCUCUCAGUCCUCCAGUCUGACAGAACUGGACCUGAGUCAGAACUGGCUGCAGGAUUCAGGAGUGAAGCUGCUGUCUGCUGGACUGGAGAGUCCACAUUCUCACCUGGAGACUCUCAGGCUGAGUUUGUGUGAUCUGUCAGAGAGAAGCUGUGAAGUUCUGAGCUCAGUUCUCAGCUCUCAGUCCUCCAGUCUGACAGAACUGGACCUGAGUAACAACGAUCUGCAGGAUUCAGGAGUGAAGCUGCUGUCUGCUGGACUAGAGAGUCCACACUGUCACCUGGAGACUCUCAGGCUGUCAGGCUGUCUGAUCACACAUGAAGGCUGUGCUUCUCUGGCCUCAGCUCUGACCUCCAACCCCUCCCAUCUGAGAGAGCUGGACCUGAGCUACAACCAUCCAGGAGACUCAGUCAAGCUGCUGGAUCCACUCCGGACUCUGAACUCUCUCAGGGUGGAUCCAGGUGGAGUCCGAUGGCUGAGACCAGGUCUGAGGAAGUAUUUCUCUGAACUCUCUCUGGAUCCAAACUCAGCGAACAGAAAACUCAAACUGUCCAAAAACAACACAAAGGUGGAACAUGUGGACGAGGAUCAAUCAUAUCCUGAUCAUCCAGACAGAUUUGACCUUUGCCCUCAGGUCCUGUCUUCAACUGGUCUGACUGGUCGCUGUUACUGGGAGGUCGAGUGGAGAGGACGUGUUUUUAUAUCAGUGACUUACAGAAGAAUCAGAAGGAAAGGAAACAGAGUGGACUGUGAGUUUGGACGUAAUGAUCAGUCCUGGAGUCUGAUCUGCUCUGAUGGUUCUUGUUACUCUGUCUGUCACAAUAACAGAGAAACAGAUCUUCCUCGCUCCCUGUCAUCCUCUCACAGAGUCUCAGUGUUUGUGGACUGUCCUGCUGGCACUCUGUCCUUCUAUGAAGUCUGCUCUGACUCUCUGAUCCACCUCCACACCUUCUUCUGCACGUUUACUGAACCUCUGUGUGCUGGGUUCAGUUUCGGGUUGGGCGACAUGCUCAGCUUAAUGUUCAGGUUGAGUCCUGAUUUCGGUUCCUCUGUGUGUCUGUGUGGACUGUAGGACGGAGAGUCUCCUCCUGUGGACACAAACGCUCGAUCAUGAGUGUUUGGACAGUAAAUGUGCAGCUGGUUUGACUUUGAUGUCUCCGUUGUUAUAAACUAACAUGAUUUUUGGUGCCCCCUUAUGGCUGAUGUAUGAUCCAGACACUGGCGUUUUUUUGGUUCUGUAUCAGCGACAUUGUGCCUUUUAAAAUGUACAAUUAGCCUGUGCAGUGUUACCACACAGUCCAGACCAACAUCGGCAGAGCCCACACUGUGCCAAAACCCAGCUUGCUGGACUUGGACUUCUUCAAACAACUGAACCGAGUUAAUUCCAGCCGACAAGAGAUGGCAGCUGUGGAUACAUGUGAGCGACGAAGCUGACGGAGCUAUUCACGGAACGUCCCAAGAGGAAGCGAGGGAAGAGAGGCGGGCUAAAGGCUAGUGCUACCAGACCUUCGCUGCCUAGUCUGUUACUAGCUAGAGUCUGAUCCUAGGCUAAAGCCUAAAGCUACCAGACCACAGCUGUCUCGUCUGUUGUGGGGGGAGGUGAUGGUCUAGUGGUUAAGCAUUGGGCUUGAGACCAGAGGAUCCUUGGUUCGAAUCCCAGCCUGACCGGAAAAUCACUCAGGGCCCUU
Thalassophryne amazonica is the source of this 4614-nucleotide messenger RNA. RefSeq names its product protein NLRC3-like. The transcript has 14 exons. Gene Ontology annotation, molecular function: protein binding. Lineage: Eukaryota; Metazoa; Chordata; Actinopteri; Batrachoidiformes; Batrachoididae. The coding region runs from base 459 to 3998 and encodes 1179 amino acids. The record is from RefSeq and is a predicted model, not a curated record.